Messenger RNA from Mauremys mutica (yellowpond turtle), 898 nucleotides. RefSeq names its product leukocyte immunoglobulin-like receptor subfamily B member 2. The transcript has 7 exons. The record is from RefSeq and is a predicted model, not a curated record. Lineage: Eukaryota; Metazoa; Chordata; Testudines; Geoemydidae. Bases 48 to 767 code for a protein of 239 amino acids.
CCUACCCCAAACCCUCCAUCACCGUCAGCCCCGGUGGGGUGAUCCCCAUGGGGGGAAACGUCACCAUCCGGUGUUGGCUUCACCUCAAGAACAUGAGGAUCGUCCUCUACAAGGAUGGAGCUGGGAACUAUCUGACUUACACAGACCCUGCCGGCUCUGAGGGUGAAUUUCCCAUCACCAGGGCCAGACGGGAACACGGGGGCAGCUACACCUGUCGUUAUAGCGACAGAACAGGACCAGCUACCCACUCGGAGCCCAGCGACCCUGUGCAGAUCAUUGUAGCAGCCCCCACAGACGCUGGUUCUAGUCCCGCAGGGGGAACCGACUCGAUCCAGUCUGAAGCGGCGCCGACUCCCACCCGCCAGGGCAGCGCGGUGCCAGGCGGAUCGGAGCCACCAGGUCUGACCAGCCCCAUCAUCGCUGGGGCGAGCGCAGCAGCCGCCGUCCUCCUCCUGCUUCUCCUCCUCAUGGUCUUCGUCUGUUUCAAAAAAACCCGAGCCAGAAAAGGAGCCACAUCGAGACCGACCAGCACCAGCCCUAUGGGGGCAUUAAAGCCACCGGCUCAGCAAGACUCCUCCUACGACUCCAUCGACAAAGGGAAACAACCGCAGACCCUGCCCCAGGAGCCCAACCCCGAUGGACUCACCUACGCCGAGCUGAACCACCAGCCACUGCAGGCCAAGCCGGGGGACCCGGCCGCAGCCCCCCAGCCCGCUCAGCCCGGUGUUUAUGCCGCGAUCAAUGUGAGCCGGGGGGCCCCGCAGUGAGAGCCCCCCGCAGCCACGGGGCACCGGCCCCCAGGAGGCAACAGACAGGGCCGGCUCGAACUUCUUUGCAGUCCCAAGCAAAAAAAAAAAAAAGAGCUGCCGCCCCCCCCGGAGCACCACCCCACCGAACC